GUCUGUGCGCAUGCGUGAUCCUGUACCUUCGCCGCCGCGCUGCAGGCGCCGUGUGUUUUACCUUCCCGUCUCCCUUUCUCCACGCGGGCGGGUGCGCGUACCCCGAGUUGUGGUCGCGCGCUCGGCCUUUCUGCUACCCGCUUGCCCUCUCACCAUGGCGGGCAUCCUGUUUGAGGAUAUUUUUGAUGUGAAAGACAUUGACCCGGAGGGCAAGAAGUUUGACCGAGUGUCUCGACUGCAUUGUGAAAGUGAGUCUUUCAAGAUGGACCUCAUUUUAGAUGUGAACAUUCAGAUAUACCCUGUAGACUUGGGUGACAAGUUCCGGCUGGUCAUAGCCAGUACCUUGUAUGAAGAUGGUACCCUGGAUGAUGGUGAAUACAACCCCACAGAUGACAGGCCCUCCAGGGCUGAUCAGUUUGAGUAUGUAAUGUAUGGGAAAGUGUACAGGAUUGAGGGAGACGAAACUUCUACUGAAGCGGCAACACGUCUAUCUGCCUAUGUGUCCUAUGGGGGCCUGCUCAUGAGGCUGCAGGGUGAUGCCAACAACCUGCACGGAUUUGAAGUAGAUUCCAGAGUUUAUCUGCUGAUGAAGAAACUGGCCUUCUGAACCACCCAGGAAGCCAACCUUGCUACUUAGUCUCUCAGGCCUUGGACAGUCACACAAGCCUGAGCAGUAUUUGCUGUUGUUCAUCUGUUCACUGUAGGUACAUCUUGAGGUCACCUGCACUCCGUGGGGAACUAACUUGCCUGUGAAAGACAUAGACCUGUGGAGGCCUUAAAAGGAAUCAGAAGUUGUUUUGUGUAUAUGAUUUUUUUUUUAAAUUAAACUCUACUUUU
Messenger RNA from Talpa occidentalis (Iberian mole), 837 nucleotides. It is a transcript of the gene POLR2H, whose product is annotated as RNA polymerase II, I and III subunit H. Bases 11 to 607 code for a protein of 198 amino acids. The transcript has 5 exons. The record is from RefSeq and is a predicted model, not a curated record. Gene Ontology annotation, molecular function: DNA-directed RNA polymerase activity. Gene Ontology annotation, cellular component: RNA polymerase I complex; RNA polymerase III complex; RNA polymerase II, core complex. NCBI's taxonomy places the organism in Eukaryota, Metazoa, Chordata, Mammalia, Eulipotyphla, Talpidae. Gene Ontology annotation, biological process: DNA-templated transcription.